This is a messenger RNA of Condylura cristata (star-nosed mole), 1422 nucleotides long. RefSeq names its product stromelysin-1. The transcript has 10 exons. Gene Ontology annotation, cellular component: extracellular matrix. The coding region runs from base 1 to 1422 and encodes 473 amino acids. Gene Ontology annotation, molecular function: metalloendopeptidase activity; zinc ion binding. Lineage: Eukaryota; Metazoa; Chordata; Mammalia; Eulipotyphla; Talpidae. The record is from RefSeq and is a predicted model, not a curated record. Gene Ontology annotation, biological process: extracellular matrix organization; proteolysis; collagen catabolic process.
AUGAAGACUUUUCUGAUUCUGCUGGUGCUGUGUACAGCGACGUGCUUUGCCUACCCACUGGCUGGAGGUGCGGAGAACCAGAACAGCAUGGACUUUGUUCAGAGAUAUCUAGAAAACUACUACAACCUUGCAAAAGAUGCAGAAAAGUUUUUUAGAAGAAAGGACAAUAGUCUAGUUGUGAAAAAAAUCCAAGAAAUGCAGAGGUUCCUGGGGUUGAAGGUUACCGGGCAGCUGGACUCUGACACCCUGGAGAUGAUGCACAAGCCCAGAUGUGGAAUCCCCGAUGUUGGUCACUUCAGAACCUUUCCUGGCUCCCCCAAGUGGAGGAAAACACACCUCACUUACAGAAUUGUGAAUUAUACGCUGGAUUUGUCAAGAGAUGCUGUUGAUUCUGCCAUAGAGAAAGCUCUGAGAGUCUGGGAGGAGGUGACACCACUUACAUUCACCAGGAUUAAGGAAGGAGAGGCUGAUAUCAUGAUCACUUUUUCAGUUAGAGAACAUGGAGACAUGAACCCUUUUGAUGGGCCUGGAGAAAUUUUAGCUCAUGCCUUUGCACCCGGACCUGGAAUUCACGGAGAUGCUCACUUUGAUGAUGAUGAACAAUGGACAGAGGAUACAGCAGGCAUCAAUUUAUUCCUCGUUGCUGCUCAUGAGUUUGGCCAUUCCUUGGGUCUCCAUCACUCAGCCAACACAGAAGCUCUGAUGUACCCACUGUACAACACCUUCACAGACCUGACUCGGUUCCGCCUUUCUCAGGAUGACGUGGAGGGUAUCCAGUCUCUGUAUGGGCCUCCCCCUGGUGCCCCUGUGUUGCCCACAGAAUCUGCGCCUCCAGGACCCGGGACUCUAGACAUGUGUGACCCUGCCUUGUCCUUCGAUGCCGUCACCACCUUGAGGGGAGAGAUCCUAUUCUUUAAAGACAGACAUUUUUGGCGCAAACAACUGAGUGUACCUGAAACUGAAUUUCAUUCCAUCUCUUCAUUUUGGCCGUCCCUCCCUUCGGGCAUCGAUGCUGCAUAUGAAGUUACCAGCAGGGAUACUGUUUUCAUUAUUAAAGGAAAACAGUUCUGGGCCGUUCGAGGAAAUGAGGCACAAGCAGGUUAUCCAAAAGGAAUUCACACCCUGGGUUUUCCUCUAACCAUAAGCAAAAUAGAUGCAGCUAUUUCUGAUAAAGAAAAGAAGAAAACUUACUUCUUCACAGAGAACAAAUACUGGAGUUUUGAUGAGAAGAGAUGGUCCAUGGAUCCAGGCUUCCCUAAGCUAAUAAGUGAAGACUUUCCAGGGGUCGGUUCAAAAGUUGAUGCUGUUUUUGAAGCUUUUGGGUUUUUCUAUUUCUUCAGUGGAUCUUCACAAAUGCAAUUUGACCCAAAUGCAAAGAAAGUGACACAUAUUUUGGAGAGUAACAGCUGGUUUAACUGUUAG